Ictalurus punctatus (channel catfish) is the source of this 4110-nucleotide messenger RNA. It is a transcript of the gene fam13c, whose product is annotated as family with sequence similarity 13 member C. The record is from RefSeq and is a predicted model, not a curated record. Lineage: Eukaryota; Metazoa; Chordata; Actinopteri; Siluriformes; Ictaluridae. The transcript is spliced from 10 exons. The coding region runs from base 389 to 1762 and encodes 457 amino acids.
CCUACUCCCUCACUCCAGCCAGUUCUCCUAUCGUUUCAGCCGGUCUCAUCCGGCCUGGCCUGGGGCUUGCUGACGCUAGCAGACCCCCCCACCACCCCACACACACCCCUUCUUUCUCUCUCUCUCACUCUUUCCCACCACUGCAUGAAUAAUCCAGGCAAAGGUAGGAACUGCCGCUGCAGCAUUCAUAUGAUCGGAGCACAUUCACUUGCCUCCCUCUUGAACACGCAUGUGAGCAGCAGCAGAGGCAGGGCUGAGUGCCGUGUGUGUAUGUGAGAGCGAGACUGCAGAGGCAUUCCAGCUCUCCAUCUCUUCGUCUGAUACCCGCCGGAUUGCUCAGGCGGCUCCUCUUCCUCCAUCCCAGCCUUUCUGCCUAUACCUCGUUGGCAUGUUUUGCUUCUGCCUGCAGAGCUCUCUGUUGAAGCUCCAGGCUUUGGAGGAGGAUGCCAGCUCGCCGCCGGAUUCUUCUCCCGAUGAAAGCCCAACCGGCAUGGGUGGCAGGGACGACACACCACCCCCCUCACGCGGCAGCCUGCGGGAUGAGAACAACCCUCAAGAUCGUAGGCAGUCUGAAAGUGACUACAGCAGUGAACUCCAGCAGAACCCUGGUCCCAGUCGGCUCAUCUCUUACAUUACAGAUGGGAACAGCCCUUUACUCUCACCACGCUGCGCCAGCCUCAGCCUCAGCCAGCGCUUCAACACCGACCCUGAGAGUGCACCAUCACCUCCCUGCACACAGCAUCUCAUCCUGCCUCGUUGGAUGGUCAGACCGGAGACGUCUGAUGAUGAUAAAGACACACAAUCUAUUCCAUUACUCACUAAACACAUCCAGACGCUGAAGAGAAGGAUACGCAAGUUUGAAGAACGCUUCGAACAAGAGAUGAACUACAAGCCCUCCCAUAAUGACAAGACUGCUAAUCCAGAGAUAUUCCAGCUCAUGAGUGAAUUGGCCAAGUCUCGCAAGCAGCUCAAAGAUCUGAAGCUGAGGCAGUCAGUGGAGGAAUCACGAGGCCAAGAGAACGACCAGCCCACAGGCACCUGUAGAUACUCAAACGGCCAGCAUGAGGCGCCGGAGCAACAGCAGCAGCAGCACAAGCCCUCUCUGGAGGAGACGGUGGACAUGCUGCUAAAGCGACUGAGGGAGAAACGCCAGGCCCUUGGCCUCCCAGACAACAUGAAGGAGAUGACCCAGAGGCAGAUGGCACUGGAAAAACUCACACUGCAGAAAUGCCUGCUGUAUUUCGAAAGUCUACACGGACGCCCUGACACCAAGCAGGAAAGGAACCUUGUGAAGCCACUCUAUGACAGAUACCAGAUGGUCAAGCACCUGCUGUGUGCCACUCCCACCAUAACCACCAUCGAGGAAGAGGAAGGGUCUGAUGAAGAGUACGUGCAGCAAAGUCAGCCCCCGCGGCAAGCAACCCCAGAAUCAAUGGAGGAAGAUGAAGAAGGGGACAGCGACACAGCAUUUGUCUCUCCUCUGGAUGAGGUGAAAGCGGUUCGACAGCCUGUGCUCAACAUGUCCAACCUCCACGCUGCUUCAAGAUCUGAGCUGCUGCGGUUUCUGCGCGAGACCCGUGCAGAGAAGAAGAGGAGACGGAAAGCCAUCAGGGAGUUCGAGGAGCAGUUCUUCAGACAGAUGGGCAGGACUGCACAGAAGGAUGACCGGAUUCCAAUGACAGAAGAAUACCAAGAGUACAAAAGCCUGAAAGCCAAACUACGCUUGCUGGAGGUUCUGCUUAACAAACAGGAAACCACAUAGACUAUUCGUACAUACAUACAUGUGUAUAUAAAUGUAUGUAUAUGUGUAUGUAUAGUGCCCGCCACUAAUAUUGGCACCCUUGGUAAAUAUGAGCAAAGAAGACUGUGAAAAAUGGUCUUCAUUGUUGAAUCUUUUGAUCCUUUGUUCAAAGAACAAAACUUUCUUAAAUAUAGGUGUGCAGCAAUUAUUGGUAACCCAUGAAUUCAUAUGAGAAACAUAUAUUUGAAGUAUAUUUAAAACAAAUAUAUUUUAUAGUACACCUGGGUGACUAGGAACAGGAAAUUGUUCAACCAUGACUUCCUGUUUCACAGGGGUACAAAUAUUAGGUAACACAUAGGCCAAAUUCCCUUAGUCAUUCAUAACAAGGGGUAAGAGAGAGGAAUAUAGCUGUGAUGUGCGGCAAAAGGUUGUUGAGCUUCACAAAAUGUGAAGUGUCUAUAAGAAAAUAGCACAAACAUUGAAAAUGCCCAUUUCCACCAUCAGGGCAAUAAUUAAGAAGUUCCAGUCAACUGGAAAUGUUAUGAAUCGACCUGGAAUUGAAUGCGUGUCUAUAUCGUCUCAACGCACUGUGAAGAGGACGGUUCGAGUGGCCAAAAAAUCUCCAAGGAUCACAGCUAGUUGCGUCCGUCUUGGGGUCAGAAAGUCUCCAAAACUACAACAUGAAGUUACCUACAUCACCUCAAGUUGUUUGGAAGGGAUUCAAGAAAAGGGAGGUAGUAAAAUGUAUUGCCUAAAAGGGUGCCAAUAAUUGUUGCACACGUAUAUUUAACAAAGAUUUAUUUUUUUGGAUAAACCUGUGUUGUGUUUGCAAUUGUUUGAUAUCCAUGAGAGCAGAGUACUUUUUAUGAAGGUUUUUAAAAAAUGUCAAAAUAUUAAACAAUAAAGACAAUUUCUCAAAGCCUUUUUUGCUCAUAUCUACCAAGGGUGCCAAUAUUAGUGGAGGGCAAUGUGUGUGUGUGUGUAUAUAUAUAUAUAUAUAUAUAUAUAUAUAUAUAUAUAUAUAUAUAUAUAUAUAUAUAUAUAUAUAUAUUUCCUGGUUUGCCUUUCAGUACAGAUCUAGACAUUUGGACCAAACCAUGUUUUUACUUACAUAUUACAUGCUUGUGCCAUAAUAACACUACAAUGCACUUUAACUCUGAUUCUACGUUGAGCUGCCCGGACGUCCCAGACACAGGGUUUGAUCUAUCACUAAGAAGAAGAAGAAAAAAAAAAGCCUUACAUGGCUACUGCAUGACGUACAGUAACAUGUAAAUACAGGCCUCUGUUUUGUGCUUAUUCUUCAUUCCAAACUCAGCGGAGACUGACAAAUCAUGUGUGUCUUAAAGAGGAAAUGAAAUUACAAAAAAUUAUGAAAUAUGGCACUUUAUAUUGUUUUUUGAACAGAUGUUUUUUGUUUGUUUGUUUGUUAACCAAAGCCUGAAUCAAUAUGCAAUUUUCUUGGUUUCUUGUUCUGAGUUUUUUGUCAUUCUGAUGUAAUCUGAAACAAAAUGACAGUGUGCUCUCAGACGAUCGGACCAUGAUGCUCAGGGUUCAAGACGGGGACUUUGUCAUGAGCGAACGCCGAAUUUUUAUGCUAAAACCCAGAGCACUUAGAUUUAUAAUCAUAUGCAAACUCACCAGCUGCUGAAGCACACAAAUGCUUGUGUUAGUGGCAACUGAUAUACAGUGUGAACUAUCGUGACCUAUUGUGAAUGUGUCCCUCUAUUACACUUAGUUUUUUCACAAAAAUGAAAUGAACUGAAUGACUGUGACACAUUAAGAAGCCUCCUGAAGGACUGGCAGAAUGACAAUGACAAAGAUUUAUUUUAUUUUUUUUAAAGAUAUAUAAGAAACUGAUCUAUGCUCUACCAUGAAGCACAAUGGUCCUUUUUAAUGAAAGUCUGAAAGUGUAACACACUCAAAAGGAAAAGAAAAAGAAAAGAAAAAAGCCUUGAAUUUCUGUUCAACAAUCAAUACAGAUGUUACCAACCUUGUUUUGCCGUUUUAACCGCAACGACUUAUUCCAAUCAUGUUUUGUGUCUUGCAUGCCAGCCGACUUCGAAUUGUUGAGAUCUUCUACAAUCAAUUGUGGUUUGUUUGGUGUCAUGCUGUGUUUGCUGUGUUCCAGACUGAAAUUGACGUACACAGACACGAUGACUAUAUUUUGCUGUUUGAAUGAACGCUUUUAGUGCAUGUUAAUUUUGCAUUGGUUUUUGCAGUAGAUUUGUGCAAAUUUGAUUUCGAGAAACUCUUUCUGCGCUAGAGUGUGCCUCCAUUUCUGGUCACAAAGUCCUCGGUAUUGUGCACUUCUGGUUCCGUCCCGUUUUCUAAACACUGGUUGAAAAAUAAAUAUUUUUCUAUUUCUACUA